AUGGAAGGAAGACAGGAGGGAAGGUUUGGCUAGUGACUGGAGAGGGACGGAGGAAAGAGGGUGAUCUCCUCAUCAGACCAGGAUCAGGACCAUGGGCGAUAUGAAGACGCCCGACUUUGACGAUCUUCUGGCGGCUUUCGACAUCCCCGACAUGGUGGAUCCAAAAGCUGCUAUUGAAUCUGGCCACUGUGACGAGCGCGACGGACAGCUCAAGCAACCCACUGGGGUGACUGCUAAUGAAGACGAGGCCCACAACACCUCAACAGGACACGACAUUGGCGUUAGUGUCAUUGUCAAGAACCUAAGAAAAACAGACACUAGGGAAAAUGGUGAAAUUGCAUCAGAAAGGAAUUUCCACUCCCAUUCUGUUGACACUUGCAACAGACUUCAUAAUGGCUUCUUAACAGGUUUUCCUCAAUACACCAAGAAUGGAUGGAAAGCCCCCAGGGAGGAAGGACAGCCAGUUAACAACCAAACAUCCACCUACAACCAGUUCAGCCCCAUCUCCAGUGCUGAAGAGUUUGAUGAAGAUGAUCAAAUUGAGGUAGAUGACCCCAUGGACAAUCGGGUUGGUCAGACAUUCUUUAGGUCCUCCGCUAAGGAAAAUGACCAGAAUCCCAAAUCUCCCAUAUCAGUGAACAAUGUGUCUAAGCCCAGAGCAAAGAAAGACCAAAAACCUGAUCAAAACAAUAACAACAACAACAAUAAAAAUAGUGUCAAAAUCGGAGAUUCCAAGUCUUACAAUAUCCGUCAGUCAAGUUUACCUAAGGAGGAACUCAAGUCUCGCAGCAAGGAGUGUAAGGAUGCUGUAGAGUCCUCAAGACUUGUUAAUGUGUCCCCUACCCCCCAGGUCAAGAGUAAGUCCAUUGCAAAACUGUCUUCUUGUAUAGCAGCCAUAGCAGCCCUCAGUGCCAAAAAGGCCAAUGGUACGGACUUAUGUGUUUUGGAUUCUCCCCCAACACAUAAAGAAACCAACAAGGUCAAUGAAAAACCUGCUGCUCCGGAAAAGCCACAGCAGCGUGAGUCAGCCCUUGAGUUUGCAAAGAUGCUACUAACAAGACCACAAGACAGCCCCUCUAGUGUCACCAGUGAAGGUAGCAGCAAGGGUUCCCCUUCCUCAAGCAUAGACACAACCCCAGUCAUCCCAAAGGUCAGGAUCAAAACAAUCAAGACCUCUUCCGGACAGAUCAAGCGCACUGUCACCCGCGUUCUCCCAGAGUUUGAUCCCGACGGCCUGACAAAAGGAGAGAAUAGCAUAUCUGUCAUGGAAACUACCACUGCAAUUUUCUCAAAUCCCACGAGGCUGCCAACUACGGUUGUAGCCACCACUGGAGGACCAUCAAUUGAAAUAACCAAGCAAAUGACUAUUAAACCUGUGGCGACAGCUUUCUUGCCGAUAUCUGCAGUCAAGACAGCUGGUUCACAAGUCAUCAACCUUAAGCUGGCAAACAACACCACAAUCAAAGCAACAGUCAUUCCUGCUGCAUCAGUGCAAAGUGCCAGCAGUGCCAUCUUGAAAGCUGCUAAAGUCCUCCAGCGAAAGACUCUUAUGGUACCUGCCUCCAGUCUGCCCAAUGCCAAACUUGUGCCAAAGACAGUCCAUCUUGGUAACCUCAACCUCCUGCCUCAGACUGUGACUUGUGACCUGAGACAGGCCCUGGCCUCCUCCAAGCAGAGCCCGAAACAAUCACAUGUCAAGCAGCAGAUAAUUCUUACUGGCCAGGUUUCAAAGAAAGUCUCCAGGGUUCAAGUCAUCUCUAGCACUCAAAGUUCUGUAGUGGACGCCUUUAAUAAAGUCCUAAGUAGCAUUAAUCCUGUCCCUGUGUAUGUUCCAAACCUAUCCCCGCCAACCGCAGCCGGUAUCUCUCUACCCUCAAGUGGCUACAAUUGCCUGGAGUGUGGAGAUUCAUUUGCUCUGGAGAGGAGCCGGACACAGCACUACGAACGUCGCAGUGUGCGGAUCGAGGUCACCUGCAACCACUGUGCCAAAAGUCUAGUGUUCUACAAUAAAUGCAGCCUCUUGUCUCAUGCUAGGUGCCACAAGGACAAAGGGGUUGUCAUGCAGUGCUCACAUCUAAUCCUAAAACCCAUCCCUGCAGACCAGAUGAUACCCACAUCAUUGUCAUCAGGCUCAACCAACAUCACCGGUACCACCACCAUUUCCCAAGCCCAAGCACACAAAAGUCAAUUUUCAUGGAAAGGCACUGUCAGUGGGUCCCAGACUGCAGUGAUUUCAGCUCCCUGCAGUGUUCCUUUUGUGGCAGCCAUGCCCUUGGAGGAUGAUGGAUCAAAGCUCUGCAGGCCCGGCCUAAAGUGCAUGGAGUGCAAUGAAAUGUUCCAAGAUGACAGUUUGCUAGCCAAGCACUAUCAACAUGCACCAGAGUCCAGUGGACAGAAAACCUGCACUAUUUGCCAAAUGCUUCUGCCAAAUCAGUGCAGCUUUCAGUCACACCAGCGGAUCCACCAGCACAAGUCUCCUCACAUCUGUCCUGAGUGUGGCGCCAGCUGCCGAUCUGUCCACUUCCAGUCGCACAUUACCAAGAGCUGCUUACAUUACACCCGCAGAGUCGGCUACCGCUGCCAUCACUGCAGUGUGGUCUUCGCCGAUGUUGCAACGCUGAAGUCCCACAUCCAGAGCGCUCACUGUGAGACCUUCUAUAAAUGUCCUCUCUGCCCCAUGGCCUUCAAGACUGCACCUGGCACACAUUCCCAUGCACAUAUACAGCAUCCAGGAGUGAAGGCUGGAGAGCCCAAGUUGAUCUACAAGUGCUCCAUGUGUGACACUGUGUUCACUCAGCAGUCCCUGCUCUGCGCACACUUCGACCAGCAUGUUGUCAAUCAUAAAGUCUCAGUGUUCAAAUGCCCCGAUUGCUCCUUGCACUACGCACAGAAACAACUCAUGUUGGACCAUAUCAAAGCCAUUCAUGGAACCGUGAAGACCAUCGAGGGUCCACCAAACUUGGGCAUCAACCUUCCUCUCAGCAUCAAGCCCACAAAUUCUAAUAACAGCAGUAACACCAACGGCUCCAGCAAUAACAACAAAAAAGAUGGAGGAAAUGUUAAUCAUCAAGACAAGGGAGAAAAGAAACCUUCAAGUUCGCCACAAAAGAAAAGCAACAGUAAAUCCUCAGCAGGGCUCAAGAGCCCUCCAAGCUCAAGAUACACAUGUGGGGACUGCAGUACCCUCUUCAGUUCCAGGGAGGUCUUUGUGGCUCAUAUGAGGCGUGAACAUGGAAAGAUCUUGAAGAAGCACCCAUGUCGACAGUGUGACAAGUCCUUCAGCUCCUCUCACAGUCUCUGUCGACACAACCGUCUCAAACACAAGGGGCUGCGGAAGGUCUACACAUGCCCUCACUGUCCAGCUCUCAGUCAGCCCUUCACUAAAAGAGUGCUGCUGGAUCAGCACAUUCAGAUGAUGCAUUGCGUCAAAGAACCAGAGGGGAAGACCGUCCGCUCUGAGAAUGUGGAGGAAUUACCUGACAAGACCCCCAGCCCAAAGAGGAAGCCAGAGGAGGAUGAGGGAUCGUCAGGUUUGAACUUCAGGGGAUCAGACUCACAGCUUCUGAAAAGGCUCAAAGUGAACAUCCCCAAAUUUCACAAGUGUGCGGUUUGUGGCUUCACCUCAGAUGACAUCGAUGCUUUCCAAAAACACAUUCCCCAGCACAAGUCCGAUGGCUCGUCCUACCAGUGUCAGGAGUGCGGCCUGUGCUACACCUCCAACCGAUCACUGUCCCGACACCUCUUCAUCGUUCAUCGGCUGAAGGAGCCGCACGGCCUCGCCCGAUACAACGGACGGGCCAGGGAUGAUGAUGAGAGUCAGAGGGAGAACCAGCUGGAUGUUACGGACGAGAACAACGAUGGGAAACCCAUCACACAAUGCAAAGUGUGUGGGAAGAUGUUUGAAACUGAGGGAAACCUGAACACUCACAUGAGGACACAUGGAAUGGCCUUUAUCAAGUCUAAGAGACUGAGUGCAGCUGAGAAGUGAGAAGAACUCACUUUUUAACAUUGCAAACAACAUACAGUACA
Molecule: messenger RNA, 4029 nt
Organism: Limanda limanda (common dab)
Lineage: Eukaryota; Metazoa; Chordata; Actinopteri; Pleuronectiformes; Pleuronectidae
Gene: znf532
Product: zinc finger protein 532
Exons: 9
Coding region: 92-3988 (1298 amino acids)
Source: RefSeq, a predicted model, not a curated record